Messenger RNA from Somion occarium, 1327 nucleotides. Lineage: Eukaryota; Fungi; Basidiomycota; Agaricomycetes; Polyporales; Cerrenaceae. The record is from the annotation of a GenBank genome assembly.
AGGCCACGUCGAAGUUAAGACACAAGUUAUACAGCAGUGCCGUGCCACUCCCGGAGACUCACUUCAGCCACCAGGCCCGGCGCUUACCGAAGACGGCGCUUGUGAAUGUUACGUCUGCUGGCUGCAGCAAGGCUUGCCACCUCUCCACCACUUCAUAUUCAAGUUCCUCCUUAGCUGGACGUGAACAACAUCCACGAGCUCUUCCAUAUACAUUUACUUGUGAAGAGUUAUGUCCUCUGCUGCUGCAAGAGCCGAGGCUAGGCGAAAAGCCAUCCUGAGUCGAGGCACAGACCGCCUCGCAAAGCUUACCUCCUCAGCAAGAGGAGAAGAUGCACCCGCAUACAUGCAUGAGGAUCCACCACUUGCUCCGCUCCCGAAACAUCCUAAUCUAGAGGAAUUCGUAGGAGAAGAGACCACGUUGCCAACUCCUCCAUCACUCUCUCGCACAUCUACAUCUUCUCGCAAACCCAGCUCAACCAGUAUAUCGGCAUCUUCAGGAUUAUCUAGUGCCGGUUUUGGAAAUCAUGCACCCGAUCCAUCUGUAUGGUCAGAGGAGCAGCAGAGACAACUGAUGCAAGCGCUCCUGGGAGGAGGCUCAGCGCAAGGGAACGCAUUCAGUGGACCACAACCACGAAUACCUUCAGGUCCUAGCCCAGAUCAAGCAGCCGAGGAUCCUCUUCUUGCCUUAAUGCAAUCCCUGACAGCAGCUGACCAACCUGGUCAAGCUGGCUUCGGUGGACAACCACCUGCAGCCGCUUUCCCCGGCUUUGCUUCACCACCUCUUCCGCCGAAACCCAAAACUCUAGUCCAAAAACUCAUGCCGCUAAUACACGUCGUCGCUGCGUGGAUUGUGUUGACAUACUUUGUGAUUUGGCGGGAACCGCAGGAGUUUGAGGAGACGAACCAUGUGGUUUCGAGUAGCGGAGAUUGGUGGAGGAGGUGGGCUGAACUUGGGUGGAAGAUUCCGGGAGAUGGGUGGGGAGUUCAAGCAGUGCCAUUCUUCUACGCUUUUACAACUCUUGCGAUUGCUUUGCACUCUUGGAGGAUAUUCUCCGGCCUUGACCCGGUACAACCGCCAACACUUCUUUCACUUGCAAUGACACAACUUCCACCACCAUUCCCCUCAAUCAUCACGAAUGGUCUAAAGUACCUUCAAAUAGCUGGAGUAUUCUUAGAUGACCUCAGUGCAGUCAUCGUCGCGCUUGGAUUCUUGAUAUGGAUCGCAAGCUGGGUAGCACAUUGAUUUGUGCAUGUGUACUUGCCUUCUGUUUACAUAGUGUAAUUUCCACUCGAGUCAUUUCCUCACUCACUUAUGACUUUGUCGCAA